This is a messenger RNA of Vitis riparia (riverbank grape), 1058 nucleotides long. Its product is annotated as endochitinase PR4-like. The transcript is spliced from 2 exons. Bases 21 to 848 code for a protein of 275 amino acids. Gene Ontology annotation, molecular function: chitinase activity; chitin binding. The record is from RefSeq and is a predicted model, not a curated record. Gene Ontology annotation, biological process: chitin catabolic process; carbohydrate metabolic process; cell wall macromolecule catabolic process. NCBI's taxonomy places the organism in Eukaryota, Viridiplantae, Streptophyta, Magnoliopsida, Vitales, Vitaceae.
CCCCCUCUCAGUCUCUUGAUAUGGUUGCCAGGCUGGUAGCAACCCUUCUUGUUGGGGUCCUCGCCGGAGCCCUCCCGUCAGCGGUGCUGUCUCAGGACUGCGGUUGCGGGGCGGGUGUGUGUUGCAGUAGAUUUGGGUACUGUGGGACGGGCAAGGAGUACUGUGGCACCGGGUGCCAGGCGGGGCCUUGCGAUUCGUCUUCGUCCUCAUCUGGUGGGGGUGUUUCUGUGUCUGAUAUUGUGACCAAGGAUUUCUUCAAUGGAAUUCUUGAUCAAGCUAGUGAGACAUGCCCCGGGAGGAGCUUCUACACGCGCAGCGCCUUCCUAGAUGCCGUAGAUUCGUACCCGGAGUUCGGCCAGGGCGGUUCUGCGGUCGACUCUAAGCGGGAGAUCGCUGCUUUCUUCGCUCACAUCACCCACGAGACUGGACACUUUUGUGAUAUUGAGGAGAUAUAUGGUGCUUCUGCGGACUAUUGUGAUGAGAGCAACACAAAGUACCCUUGUGUGUCUGGGAAACGUUACUAUGGGCGUGGACCAAUUCAAAUAUCAUGGAACUACAACUAUGGGCCAGCUGGAGAAAGCAUAGGAUUUGAUGGUUUGAACAAUCCUGAAAUCGUGGCUAAUGACUCAGUUGUUUCAUUUAAAACAGCCUUAUGGUUUUGGAUGAAUAAUGUGCACUCUGUUGUAGACCAAGGGUUUGGAGCGACGAUCAAGGCCAUCAAUGUUAUUGAAUGUUCUGGAGGAAGAAAUGAUGCAGCCAAAGCACGGGUGAGCUACUAUCAAGAGUAUUGUAACCAGCUUGGUGUUUCAACUAGUGACAAUAGCUACAACAAAGUUCACAUUUUUUAGUUGUAACACCUUAGUUCAAAGCUUACGUAAUUUCCUAAUUUAAUCUAAAGACAUAAAACGUUGGGCAAUUUGAAUAUAGUAGAGUUUUAAAAUUGGUUUGGGCACGAGAGAGAGAGAUUAUGUAAGUAGAUUGAAUGAAUUUUAAAAGGUUGGAAAUCAUGUCUUGUCAUUAGAAAGCAUUGAAUAAAAGUGUUUUUUUCUUUUCUUUUC